Molecule: messenger RNA, 3300 nt
Organism: Lycium ferocissimum
Lineage: Eukaryota; Viridiplantae; Streptophyta; Magnoliopsida; Solanales; Solanaceae
Exons: 10
Coding region: 1-3300 (1099 amino acids)
Biological process (GO): DNA integration
Molecular function (GO): nucleic acid binding
Source: RefSeq, a predicted model, not a curated record
AUGGUGAUCAUAAAUGCAAUGAAAUUACUUUAUUUUCUUUUGAAGAAGGAAUUGGUGAAAGAUGAUAUGUUAGUUGAUGUGGAGAAAAUGGUUGAAGAACCCAUUGUUGUCGAAGAAGAAGUGAAUCAAAAGAAGAAACGGGCUAGUAUUGAACAGCCCAUUGUUGUUGAAGAUGCUCCGGAAAUUGAUGAUGCUUCAAAAGGCAAGGAAGCGGUAGAGGAGGCCUUGGUUCAAAAGAAGGAAGAUCCGGGAGCUUUCACCAUCCCUUGCACAAUUGGAUUGUAUAAAUUUGGCAAGGCACUAUGUGAUCUUGGAGCAAGCAUUAACUUGAUGCCGCUUGCUAUUUUCAACAAAUUGGGGUUGGGCACUCCCCGACCCACAACAAUGAGAUUACUAAUGGCGGAUAGAAUCGUGAAGAGACCGGUUGGUAUCCUAUAUGAUGUGCUUGUAAGGGUUGAUCGAUUCAUUUUUCCGGCCGAUUUUGUGAUCUUGGAUUGUGAAGUUGAUUUUGAGGUACCCAUAAUCUUGGGGAGACCUUUCUUGGCCACGGGGCGUGCUCUUGUAGAUGUGGAGAGAGGUGACCUAAAAUUUAGAAUAAAUGAUGAAGAAGUCACUUUCCAUAUUUGCAAGUCAAUGAAACAACCGGCGGAUAUGAGUGUUGUGUCGGUUAUUAAUACGAUAGAUGAAGCCAUGGAUGCAACCGUUGAGCAUGAGCAUGUGGGUGAUAUGUUGGCGGCGGUGAUAAUGAACUAUGAGGGGGAAGAUGAUGAAGAGUUCGAGGAGACGGUUAAUGCAUUGAUUGGGUUGGGGUCAUACCAUUACAAUCCAAAGAAGCUUGAUCUUGACUUAGAAAACCGUGCUACUCCUCCCGCAAAGCCUUCCAUUAUUGAGCCUCCUACCUUGGAACUCAAACCUCUUCCUUCACACUUGAGGUAUGAAUUCCUUGGUCCUAACAACACAUUGCCCGUGAUUAUUUCCACCCGGUUGAUGGAUGAACAACGAGAAAGGUUGCUAGUUAUUUUGAGAAGAUAUAAAAAAGCUAUUGGUUGGUGUAUUGCGGAUAUCCAAGGGAUUCCGCCCGGUAUUUGUACUCAUAAAAUUCAACUUGAUGAAGAAUGUGAGCCAAGUGUUGAACAUCAAAGGAGGUUGAACUCUCCUAUGCAAGAGAUUGUGCAAUUUGAAAUUAUCAAAUGGUUAGAUUCCGGUGUUGUGUACCCUAUAUCGGAUAGCUAUUGGGUUAUCCCGGUUCAAUGCGUGCCCAAAAAGGGUGGAAUCACCGUGGUUGCAAAUGCUAAAAAUGAAUUGAUUCCCACUCGCACGGUCACCGGAUGGCGGGAUCAAGAGAAAACCAUUUUCACUUGUCCUUAUGGGACCUUUGCUUUCAAGAGAAUGCCCUUUGGGCUAUGUAAUGCACCCGCAACCUUUCAACGUUGCAUGAUGUCUAUUUUCUCCGACAUGGUAGAGGAGUCCAUUGAAAUCUUCAUGGAUGACUUUUCCGUGGUGGGGGACUCCUUUGAUGAAUGCUUGGAGAAUCUUGCCCAAGUAUUGAAACGUUGUGAAGAGACAAACUUGGUCCUAAAUUGGGAGAAGUGUCACUUCAUGGUGAGAGAAGGGAUUGUCUUAGGGUUUUAUAGAAGAUUCAUCAAGGACUUUUCAAAAAUAGCCAACCCCCUAUGCAAAUUGUUAGAGAAAGAGUCAAAGUUUGUAUUUGAUGAUGCUUGUUUGAAGGCAUUUGAGGGCUUGAAAGAAAGACUCACAUCGACUCCUAUCAUCAUUGCACCUGAUUGGUCUCAACCCUUUGAGUUGAUGUGUGAUGUAAGCGGAUUUGCCAUGGGGGCCGUUCUUGGUCAAAAAAAGACUCUAAAUGGUGCCCAAAUGAACUACACAAUCACCGAUCAAGAGUUGCUUGCUAUUGUGUUUGCUUUCAAAAAGUUUCGUGCCUACUUGUUGGGAACCCAUGUGAUUGUUCACACCGACCAUGCGGCUCUACGUUACCUCAUGACAAAGAAAGAUGCUAAACCGAGGUUAAUACGUUGGGUCCUUCUCUUGCAAGAAUUUGACUUUGAAGUCAAGGAUCGAAAAGGUUGUGAAAAUCAAGUGGCGGACCAUUUGUCUCGCCUUGAAGAGGGCGGGCGUCCAUCGGAUGGUCUUGAAAUAAAUGAAUCAUUCCCGGAUGAGCAAGUGAUGGCGGGGUCAUAUGAUAUGAUUCCAUGGUAUGCCGACUUUGCAAACUAUCAUGCUAGUGACAUCAUGCCCGAGGAUUUGAACUUCCACCAAAAGAAGAAGUUCUUGAAUGACUUGUUUGAUGUAUGGGGCAUUGAUUUCAUGGGUCCGUUUGUGAGCUCCUACAACAACAAAUACAUCCUUGUGGCAGUGGACUAUGUGUCCAAAUGGGUGGAGGCCGUUGCGCUUCCCAAUAAUGAAGGCAAGAGUGUCACCGUAUUUUUGAAAAAGCACAUAUUCUCAAGGUUUGGAACUCCAAGGGCCAUCAUUAGUGAUGGGGGUACUCACUUUUGCAACCGCUUAUUCAAAGCUCUUCUUGAGAAAUAUGGAGUAAAACAUAAAGUGGCCACCCUUUAUCAUCCCCAAACAAGUGGUCAAGUUGAGGUGUCGAAUCGGGAGAUCAAGAGCAUCCUCUCCAAGACAGCUAACGCAAAUAGGAUUGAUUGGUCGAGAAAAUUGGAUGAUGCUCUAUGGGCGUACCGAACUGCAUACAAAACACUCAUCGGCAUGUCUUCUUAUCAAUUGGUAUUUGGCAAAGCUUGUCACUAUUGGGGAGAUGCUUCGCAACUAAGGAUGGAUCAACUAAAUGAGCUGGAUGAAUUCCGAUUUAGAGCCUAUGUGAGCUCUUCCAUCUACGAAGCUCGUAUGAAGCAUUUUCAUGACAAAAAGAUCUUGCAAAGAGAGUUCAGUUCGGGUACCGGUGUGCAUGAAUCAAGGUUGCAAGGAGAUGUGAUUGAGAGAACUGAGAAAAUUGAGAAAACAAAAGUGGCUGGAGUGCGGCCUAUAUGCGAGACCGCAUCACGAGUUGGCGGCCGCAAACUCCAGCCCAAAAAAAGGCACCAUGGUUCUUUUCCUAAGGAUGCUAAUGGUCUUUUGAACCCAGUAUUUGUAGGAAGUUUUGAGUCGGCUGGUCCCAAUGAUAGAUAUUUGGGCGCUUUCUUAAGGGAACUAAGUCUUGUAGGGUCGGGAAGUGAGCAUGACUUGUUUGGUAUCAAUACAGUUAGAAAAGUUUUUGAGUCAAGGACACAAAAAGACAAAACGAUGAGAAAAACAAAGAAAAAUGCUGACAUGCGAUGA